AUGGCGAGCAAAGAGACGGGGAAGGACUCGGACAAAGUCGAGGCACGAGACGCCGUGUCGGAGCUACCGCGAGGCAAUCGACGCUAUGUGACGGCGUUUCUAUGUCUCUUUGUCUCGACCAUCUGCUACGCUGACCGGACCAACAUGGGCAUAGCGUUGCCGGCGCUCGUGAUCGAUAAGAAGGAGCAGGGCGAAGUGCUGUCGGCGUUUUUCUAUGGCUACAUGUGCACUCAAAUCCUCGGGGGGUAUUUAGCUGCUAGAUUUGGCGCGAAGAUUGUGUUGCUCACUGGUGUUGUCGUCUGGACGCUAUUCGAUUUGUCGACAGUGGUCGUGGCAAAAUGCCUCACGUGUCUGUUUUUCACGAGAGCAGGUAUGGGCGUUGGAGAAGGCAUCUUGUUCCCUUGCAUGCACCAGAUCGCGAGUGCAUGGUACCCGGUACAGGAAAGGAGUCGUCUCGUGACGCUAGUUGCAAGUGGCUCCGAUCUGGGCACCAUCUCUGCACUGAUCAUAUCGCCUGCGAUAAUGGCAGCCAGUGGCUGGCAACGCAUUUUCGGUGUGUUUGGCGCUUUCAGCUUCGUCUGGGUUGUGGCGUAUGUGUUUAGAGGAGCUAGUCGGCCAGAAGAUGACCCACGCAUCACCGUGGAGGAACGAACGUUCAUCCUGCGCAACCGCAUUGCAAAUCCAAGCACCACCUGUCAACAUCGCGCCGAUCUGGACAUCCAUACGUUGAACUGGCGCGUGUUGCUAACGUCACGGCCUGCGUGGGCGAUCUAUGUCGCGCACAUGUGCUACAACUACAGUUGGUAUAUCCUGCUGGGCUGGAUCCCGCAGUAUUUUGGCCAAGUCUUGAACCUUGAUCUGACCAAGAAGGGCGGGCUCGCUGCGGCGUUGCCCUACAUGUGCGGCUACAUCGGGACUCUACUGUUCGGACGGCUAGGAGACCUGUUAGUCACUCGCGGCUAUCGUGCACUGCAUGUGCGUCAAGUCAUGAAUGCGUUUUCGUUCCUCGGAUGCGCUUGCUUUCUCGUCCUGCUGCGAUUCGCGAACUCAGCCCCCGCUGCAGUUGCCGUGCUGUGUAUGACACUGUUCACCGGUCGCGCCGCUAUGGCUGGAUACUGGGUCAACAUGAUCGAUGUGGCGCCAAACCACGCCGCGCACAUUAUGGGCGUCUCCAACACCUUUGGAACUAUUCCUGGCAUCAUUGGCAAUUUGGUCACAGGCGCAAUUCUGCAAGCUACGGGAUCGUGGGACCUCGUGUUUGCAGUUGCUGCGCUUGUCCUCGUCUUCGGCGCGACGUUUUUCCAUUGCUGCGCAUCGGAUGAAUCGAUUUACACACAGCCGAGCUAUGGAGAAGGGUACGACGGAAGCAGCGCAACUUCAAACAGCUUUCCUGGUAGCCUCGAUUGCAGCCUGUCUCUUUCGUCGAUCCCUGACGAAGAGGAGAGCUUGCUCGAAAACCAAAUAUGA
Hyaloperonospora brassicae is the source of this 1467-nucleotide messenger RNA. The record is from the annotation of a GenBank genome assembly. Lineage: Eukaryota; Oomycota; Peronosporomycetes; Peronosporales; Peronosporaceae.